This is a messenger RNA of Contarinia nasturtii (swede midge), 3445 nucleotides long. RefSeq lists its product as uncharacterized. The record is from RefSeq and is a predicted model, not a curated record. Bases 1035 to 2639 code for a protein of 534 amino acids. NCBI's taxonomy places the organism in Eukaryota, Metazoa, Arthropoda, Insecta, Diptera, Cecidomyiidae. The transcript is spliced from 3 exons.
AGCACCACAGUAGAGUGAGAUUGUUGGAGGCAGUCAUACAUAUACGUACGUAUCUCGCGUGUUAAAUAUUAUUCGCCAAACAACUGUGACAAUUUACAGUGUGUUUUCGUUUUCGUGAAUUGUUUUUUGGAAAGUCUUCGAGCGCAACAAAAAAAAAUUCAUGUUGACCGAAUAAAUAAGAAGUGGCCGACGACAAAAAAAAAGUCACAUCAAUUUUUGGUUUGGUUUCGAGUGUGCAUCGAAUAAUUUACUUGACGACUUUUAGUUUGACGUACAUAUUAAUUUGCAUCGGCAAAAGAGGCAGUGAAACGUGAUAUGAAGACGUUAUUGCCACAAAAACUGAGCUAAUGAGCUUUCUGUUAACAAAAAUUAAACUCAAAAACGUGAAUUUUAGCCAUAAUUAUUCAAACGAACAUUUUUUUGUACAAGCAAAGUGCUAAUUGCGUUCUUUUUCUUUCAUUUGGAAAUGUAUUAGUAAAGUAUACUAAAAAAUCAACCGGGAAAAAAUCCAGGAAAUAAUUUGAAAGACUAAAUCAAUAGAGCCAAAACGAAGAACGAACACCAAAAAUAAAGCAAAAAGGUUUUUUUCAGUUUCGUUUUGCCAACUACGCAACACAAAUUUGUUGGUUUUUUUAUGAGAUUGUCGUCAUCGUCAAAAGGCUAUACAGCAACGUUUCGUAUGUAGUUGUGCGUACAUAUGUUUCGUAUAUUUCUUUUAUUCAUCGAACAACCAAGUGCGAUGAAAAGGGAAAUAAACUCAAGCAACAAACAAUAAACAAAGGCAGAAGACAGGCGCAACUACGCUGGUGUGUGCGAUAGCCAACAAAGAAUAAACAGGAAUCCCUUCGAAAUAUUGUGCAAAGUGAGCGUGUAUUGUAGCAUCAAUAAAGGAUACAAGAAGGAUAUACGCAUACGUAUGUGUUUGUAGACUGUGUGAGAGCAUUUACCACGAGGCCCCUGUGAGCGUGGAUAAAAUCGAUAUACAUUGAGAAUUUUUGGUGAACAGAGAAAAUAAACGGGGAAUUCGAUUUGAAAUGGCGGAGAAAAAUGGAAUUGUUGUUGAUCCGAUAUCGUCGGACGGAAGCGAAGAAUCGUGGAUUUUACUUGAUGAAAUGGACGAAGCGAUGAAAGAGGAGUAUAAUAGCAAUUCUGCAAACGAAUAUCAAAGUGAUUCGGUUGAUUCAACCGAGACAUUGAGUCAAUCGAAUGCCGUUGAAGUGGGCAAUGAAGCCGUUCCAACGAUCUCGGUGACAGACGAUACUGUCGACGGUACAUCCAAUACCGAAGAAGUGUGUCCAUCCAAUGAGGAAGAUGAUGAAAACGAUGACGAUACCGAAAAAGUUUUCAGGAUUCCAAAAAACGGCAAAACAUUUGUAUAUGAUGAAUCGUGUGACGGUUUCACAACGGACGGAAGCAUCUCAAUACUUGGUGACCAUGAAAUUAAUCAAGAGCGCUUUGGAGCCGAUGACUUAUCCAACCAUACACCAUCACCGCAACCGAUGCAAAUGUGGAUGAGAUGUACCCCAAUCGAUAUGGCCAUCAGUGUGAAGCGACCACGCAAUCAAGCGCUUGAUGAAUACAAAUCAUCAUCAUCACAAAAUGUUUCCUUUGAUUUUCAAAAUUUUGUGGACUUCAUACAUCGAGAAAUGUUUCUGAUUGUCAUAACCGCCAGUUUGUUGGGAAUAAUUUCCGUUAUGUAUGCUCAGAUGCAGAAAGUGGAAUACAAAUUAAAAGAAGUUGAACUCGAAUUGUAUAACAUUAAAAUUGAAAAGUACCAGAUCGAAUUGAAUUUAGCACAAUGCUACAAUCUUUAUGAUAACAAAACAAAUAACAGUGUUGAAUUUAUACCUGAACAAAACAAUGGUGAUAAACAAAUGCCUGCAGUGCAUGAUGAAUCGGCCAACGAAGAUGGUAGUUUUAUAAUUCAGCCGACAAAAUUGUCGGAUAUGGGAAUUCCCAAAAAAGAACCACUCGUAGAUCCAAAUCAAAUAAUUUGGACCGAUGCUGAGGAAUAUGAUGAUGACUAUACAUCCGAAGUAUUUAGACAUUCGGAAUGUAAUAUGAAACUUAGCGAAUUUGCACGAAAAAAUCGAGAAUAUUGCAGAAAACUUAAGAAUAUGGGGCGUGAAAAACCAAAGGUCGAAACACCGGAAAAAAUAUAUUCGACACAUUACUCGUAUAAGGCAAUUGACGACAAAGAAUGCAAUCCAAAUAAAAUUGAUUUUAAUUUGGGCAUAGAACAUGCACGUAAAGUAUUGCGAGAUAGUAAUUGUGAUGAUGAAGGUACAAUGAAAUACCUCCAAAAAGCGUACGAUAAUUUUAUGAAAAAAACAAAAGUCGAUCAUUUACAUGGCCAUAAGGAACAUAGAAAAACCGAUAAAACCAACGGAAAAUGGGAUAAAUCAGAAAAAUUUGAACACAGUGUGAUUAAAGCCGAAUAUGAUGACAAUUCAUCCGAAGAAUAUUUCGAUCGUAAUGAUAAAAAAGAUCGCCGUGAUAAAAAACAACACAAAGAUAGUGAUAAAGAAAAAAAUCGAAAAAACGAUCGCAAAGAUUCGAAAAAAUACCAUCAGGACAAAGAUCAAGGCAAAUGGAAUAAAAAUGAACGAAAACGUGAUUCGGUCAAAGUUCACGAUUGAACAUCAACUGAACAUAUAUUUUUUUUUAUUCUUAAUUUAAUCAAGCUACUUAGUCCAUCUUUUGUUUAGACUAAAGCCCAUUUUAGCUAAUUAAAUCUAUUUACACUAGAAAAUAAUCUAAAUGUAUAUCUUUAUGUCACGUGCAUUGACUGUAUCGCUAUAUUUUGGUCUGAAAACUUCAGAAUUGUGAAAAAGAAACUCGAUUGUGUUGCUUAAUGUCAAUAGAAUACAAUUUGGCCAAUUUAAUUUCCGUGAAACUACGUCUACCACCUUAAAGUAGAUAUGUGAACAAUUUGAAAAUGUGUAAAUAUAAAGUAUAAAAUUUAAAAAUAAUAACAAAAAAACCACUCAGGAGUUAAUUAAAAUCGAUGAAAGAGAUGACAGCACAUAUAUUGAACAGAAUAGAUAUUUUAUACUUGAUUUAUAGAUUACCCGUUUCACAUGGAUCUGUACAAAGAUGUACAUUUGGUACAAAGAAAAAAUAAGCAAUCUGCAAAAUGUGUUCAAAAUCGGAACGUUUGUGGCCGACAAUUCUCGGCAUUAAAUCUAUUGGUAUUUUUACACAAUGAAGCUAAACAAAAACAAUCCUACUUUCAUUUAUAUUAUUUGCUUUUAUAAAUUCAAUUCAGAAAAAUUAAUUAGUUUGGCCAUUAGGUUGUUUCCGUUUUAGAUUUCGAAAACAGUGUAAAAUUUGGAAUCCAACAACUGAAAACAUAUAUAUUAUUCUAGGUUUGAUAAUUUCAAUAAUUAUAUAAUAUUGAUAUAACAAUAAAAAUGUGAAAACCAAAUAAAAAAAUCCAACAAAA